Messenger RNA from Megalops cyprinoides (Indo-Pacific tarpon), 592 nucleotides. RefSeq names its product SEC61 translocon subunit beta (gene sec61b). Gene Ontology annotation, cellular component: Sec61 translocon complex. NCBI's taxonomy places the organism in Eukaryota, Metazoa, Chordata, Actinopteri, Elopiformes, Megalopidae. Bases 135 to 428 code for a protein of 97 amino acids. The record is from RefSeq and is a predicted model, not a curated record. The transcript is spliced from 4 exons. Gene Ontology annotation, biological process: intracellular protein transport.
UUUAGACGAGCGUCAUCAUUCCGAGAUUUCUUGUGUGGAUGUGGCUAAUCUUCGUCCAUUUGCCUUGGAAUCCGACUGAAGCGUAGCAGGACGGUGUACAUCCUUCGAAGUAUUUACCACAGAUAAGACACAAAAUGCCUGGUCCUGCCGCAAGUGCUACGAAUGUGGGCGCAUCCAGCCGCUCUCCCAGCAAAGCUGUGGCCCCCAGAGCAGCAGGGUCCACAGUCAGACAGAGGAAAGCCACCAGCAGCGGGACGAGGAGCGCGGGGCGAUCAGCGACAUCAGCAGGCACGGGAGGCAUGUGGCGCUUCUAUACAGAGGACUCCCCAGGGCUGAAAGUUGGCCCAGUUCCGGUCCUGGUCAUGAGCCUGCUCUUCAUCGCGUCAGUCUUCAUGCUGCACAUCUGGGGGAAGUACACCCGCUCAUAAACUGCAGCUACGCAUCCUCUCCCCCGCCGACCCUCCCCAAAUUCAACAGGCACCCUUUCAGCUUCCCAAAUCAUCAGACCUGGACCAAACCCUCUCCCCAGUACGCCCCGCCCCGCCCCACCCAAACCUUAGUGACUGCUGGACGCCGGAGGAACGCUACCCCC